UGUUGUGCAUCUGAUGGAAACUAAGGCCACCGAGACCGCUGCAGCUUCAGCCGCCUUGGUUGAGGCAGGAAUGACACAUUCAAGUGAGGCAAUCUCUAGAAAACAAAAAUUUGAGGAAGAGGCCCAACACCUUGCCGUACCGAUUGAUGGCGUUGAACUUGCUGCACCGAUUGACGAUGUUGACCUUACUGCAUGGAUUGAUAAUGUAGCAUACACAGGGGGGGAACUAGUUGUGGAUUUGAGGCCACUUCAUCUACGCGUCACGGAGCAUGUAAUGGCUGCUGAAGCCGAUAACUUGGUUGGAACUGUUAUAGAUGGCGUGUCUCUGAUGGAACCCAAGGCAGCAGAGACUACUGCACCUUCAGCCAACUUUGCUGAGGAAAAGACACCUUCAAGUGAGGCAGUCUGUAGAGAACAAAGAUGUGAGGAAGAGGUGCAACUGGAGUGUCUGCAAGAGAUUCUGCCACUACUUCAGACGAGUGCCGAUGAGAAGGUGGACUUGGAUGCUCUAUUUAAUCAUGCUGCAAAUAGGAGUAAUAUUGUCACGGACCAGCCUAAUGCACCUAAGAUGAUGUCGCUGAAGGCGAUCAUGGAACAAGGACCUGAGCAUCAGCGGGAGCAAGUCAGGAGAUCAAAGCGCGAGCGUCAACUGAACGCUCGUUUCAGCGGUCCAGAUUGGUCCACGUAGGUCGAUCCAACGGCGCCAGGACUCGGUCGCGUCAUCACCUGGAGCCAGCUAUUGGGAAUCACCUUCCUGAUCUUCUGCUAAUAGGCCUUGAAACCAAACUUGUCCGUUGCUGCUUUUGAAGCCAGUUGUAGUCGCAGCGGUGCUGACGGUCUCUUUCCCACUUUUGCUUCUCUCCCUCGAACCCCUCGCUUCUACUCCUAGAUCCCCUGCUACUUGCAACAUGUAUCCGAA
This is a messenger RNA of Lolium rigidum, 919 nucleotides long. RefSeq lists its product as uncharacterized. Lineage: Eukaryota; Viridiplantae; Streptophyta; Magnoliopsida; Poales; Poaceae. The transcript is spliced from 4 exons. The coding region runs from base 14 to 688 and encodes 224 amino acids. The record is from RefSeq and is a predicted model, not a curated record.